Colletotrichum phormii is the source of this 804-nucleotide messenger RNA. Its product is annotated as SWIB/MDM2 domain-containing protein. Gene Ontology annotation, molecular function: RNA polymerase I cis-regulatory region sequence-specific DNA binding. Gene Ontology annotation, cellular component: nucleus; RNA polymerase I upstream activating factor complex. The transcript is spliced from 4 exons. Lineage: Eukaryota; Fungi; Ascomycota; Sordariomycetes; Glomerellales; Glomerellaceae. Gene Ontology annotation, biological process: nucleolar large rRNA transcription by RNA polymerase I; transcription initiation at RNA polymerase I promoter. The coding region runs from base 1 to 804 and encodes 267 amino acids. The record is from RefSeq and is a predicted model, not a curated record.
AUGUCUCUUCCCCUGAGCUCCGAGGAUGAGGAUAACUACACCCACAUCAUUGAUGGCAUUCUCGCUACUGCGGACUUGACGACCAUCACUCGAAAGAAGAUCCGUUUGGGUCUGGAGAAAGCUCUUGGCGGGAAGGACUUGACUACUCAAAAGGAUGCCAUCAAGGCGCUGAUAGAAGAGCGUUUCGAUGCAAUCUCUGGUUCCAACGACGCAGCACCCGACUCAUACUCCGCAAGCCCCGCCCCGAAGCGCGAAGCCAACGGCCACGACGAUGAUAUUGAUGGCGAGAUUGAGGUUUCCGUCGCGCCCGUCAGGAAGAGGCAGAAGCGCGAGGACUCCUCUGAAGACGCCGACGCCAAGCUGGCUGCCAAGCUACAAGCCCAGGAAAAUCAAAUGGCGAGAGGGCGGACAACACGCGGCGGCAACGGCGCAAGCAGCAAGGGUAGCAAAGCGGCCAAGAAGAAGGCGCCUCGCAAGAAGAGCGCGAAGAAGAUUGAUGACAGUGACGUCGAGGAUAGCGGCGAACCGCCAAAACGCAAGGCUGGUGGUGGAUUCCAAAAGCCCUUCAACUUGAGCGAGCCGUUGUCAGAGUUGCUUGGCGAACCCCAGCUCUCUCGUCCGCAGGUUGUCAAGAAGCUCUGGGAACACAUCAAGGGCCACGACCUACAGGAUCCGGAAAACAAGAGACAAAUCCUAUGCGACGACAAGAUGCAUGCUAUUUUCAAGCAAUCUAAGGUGGAUAUGUUCCAGAUGAACAAGAUGAUCGGCGCCCACCUUUACCCGGUUGAGGUUGAGGAGCAGUGA